Messenger RNA from Conger conger (European conger), 7031 nucleotides. It is a transcript of the gene lamb4, whose product is annotated as laminin, beta 4. The transcript has 39 exons. The coding region runs from base 433 to 6315 and encodes 1960 amino acids. Lineage: Eukaryota; Metazoa; Chordata; Actinopteri; Anguilliformes; Congridae. The record is from RefSeq and is a predicted model, not a curated record.
CGAACUGGCCAUGAUCAUCCGCUUUUAUUGAUCUAUGUAUUUAUUUAAUUUUUUUAUUGCAAGAAAAUUAUACUGCCUACAGAUCAGUUCACAGGAACAUAAGUUCAAUUUUUAAUGACAUUGAAACAGGACAGCCCUGUUCAGCAUAGACGAGUAUGCUGUGGGACAGCGCACGCUGGAUUGGUAUUGUGCUGGGACUGAUACACAUAAAUCAGAGAGGGAUGUGUCAGGUUCGAAUGAAACUCAACCCUCUCGCCCCACACACCCUGAGGGGCCACAUUUCUCCUCAUUUCUGAACCCAGCUCAGGUGUGUCUUUACAUGCCGAAACGCUCGAUGUCAUUAAUGCUCAAACCGCAGCUCAGCACAGUCUCUCUCUCUCUCUCUCUCUCUCUCUCACUCUUCUUCCUUGCAGCCAUAGCUGAUCUGCUGCAAUGACCAGUGUUGGCACCCCGCUAUUCUUGCUCUUGUAUUUGGUGGUUGUUGUCCAGUCGCAAGACGAGUGUGAUGGCCCUUCCUGUCACCCCCAACUGGGUGACCUCAUGGUGGGCCGCAGUGGUCAGCUUUCAGCCACCUCUACCUGCGGACUGGACGGACCCCAGAAAUACUGCAUCUUGGGACACUUGGAGGAUGAACAGAAAUGCUUCACUUGUGACUCAAGGCACCCAUACAAUCGCUACAACAACCCCAACAGCCACCUGAUCGAGAAUAUUAUCACAACCUUUGACCCUGAGCGCAAGAUGAAAUGGUGGCAGUCAGUGAAUGGUGUUCAUCAAGUCAGUAUCCGAUUGGAUUUGGAAUCGCUCUUCCAGUUCAGCCACCUGGUUCUCACAUUCAAGAGUUUCCGUCCCGCCUCUAUGCUGGUGGAAAGGUCUAAAGACAACGGAAGGACCUGGAAACUAUUCCGUUACUUUGCAGAGGAUUGUAGGUUGUCCUUUCCUGGAAUCUCAGAGGGACCGGCCGACAGCGUGGAUGAUGUCAUCUGUGACAGCCGAUACUCAGGGGCAGAGCCUUCCACAGACGGAGAGGUUGUGUUAAAGGCCUUGGAUCCCAGCUUCCGGAUUGAUGACCCCUACAGUCCUGAAAUACAAGACCUCAUCACCAUGACGAACCUGCGGGUGAACUUCACACGCCUCUUCACCCUGGGUGACACGCUGCUGGCCCGAAAGCGCAGGAACCCUGAGGAGAAGUACUACUACGCCCUGUACGAGAUGGUGGUGCGGGGCAGCUGCUUCUGCAAUGGCCACGCCACCCAGUGUGUGCCCGUGGAAAGCACCCGUGGAGAUGUUUUCAUGGAGCCAGGCAUGGUCCACGGUCGCUGUGUCUGUCACCACAACACAGCAGGGAAUAACUGUGAGCGAUGCCAGGACUUUCACAACGACAGCCCCUGGAGACCAGCAGGACAGACAGAUUCAGUCUGCAGAAGGUGUAACUGCAAUGGCCACUCCGAGCAAUGCCAUUUUGACAUUGCGGUUUACCUGGCCAGUGGAGAGGUCAGCGGGGGUGUCUGCGAUGACUGUAGGAACAACCGGGUCGGGGUUCACUGCGAAGAGUGCAGCCCCUUCUUUUACCAAGACCCCCGCCUACCCUCAGAUCAUCCAAGUGCCUGUAUCCCUUGUGACUGUGACCCAGAGGGCUCGAUAAGCGGAGGACUGUGUGACCCCAGCACUGGAGCCUGCGUCUGUAAGAACAAUGUGGAGGGAGGCAGGUGCGACCGCUGCAAGUUCGGAUUUUUCGGAUUUAGGCCGGAGAACCCCGAUGGCUGCCAGGCCUGCAGGUGUAACCUUCUGGGGAGUGUUCAGACUCCACAUCCAUGUGAUCAAGUGACAGGGGCAUGCAUUUGUCAACGACUUGCCAUAGGACCACUGUGUGACCAGUGCGUGCCUGGGUACUGGGGCCUAGGAAACUCUGCGUACCCCUGCUCACACUGUGACUGUGAUAUCGGAGGAGCCUACAACAGCAGGUGCAGUCCAGUGGAUGGCCAGUGUCAGUGUCUUCCCAACAUGGUGGGCCGCACCUGCAGUGACCCCGCCAGCGGAUACUUCCUCGCCCCGCUGGACUACUACAUAUAUGAAGCGGAGCGUGCUGCUCCCAUUGAACGCCGAGGUUCCUCCUUGGUGAACCCUACUUCUGGGCCGCCCACUUUUGUGCCCCCCACUCUUGUUCCGCCCCCUUUUGUUCGGCCCACUUUGGCACCGAGCUGUGAGGACUUCUACAGACAGAGGGGGUACGACUUCACAUACCGCGACGGGAAAUUCAUCCUCAUCAAGAGGAACAAGCGCAGGGCUCGGCAGCGGAGACAGAGCUCCAUUCCAGUGGAGCCUGGAUCGGCCCUGCAAGUCAUUCCCCGACAGCGGACAGGAGACCAACCCGUCACGUGGACCGGACCCGGUUUCGUGCGCGUUCAGGACGGGGCGGGGCUAAGGUUUACUGUCGACAACCUGCCGGCCUCCCUGGACUAUGCCUUGAUCAUCCGCUUUGAGCCCGAGACUGCAGACAACUGGGCCGCCAUCGUGAAAGUCGUCCUCGCAGGAUCACCUGGUGAUGGGGUCUGUCCCCCCCCGACAGAGAAACACACUGUUGCGCUUUCUGGUACUGCCAGAACCGCACUUCUGGAUCCGUUUGCGUGUCUGAACCAUGGAGGACAGUACUACGUGGAGAUCGUCUUUGAGAGACGCACUAACAUCGAGCCACAGCCCAGCUCAUACAUCCUCAUAGACUCGAUGGGACUCAUCCCGAAGAUCGACUCCAUGCAGAACUUCUGUUCGGACCAGAGCCUGGACGAGUUCCGGCGGUACGGGUGCAUUGGACUCGGGGUGGAGGUGGGGGAUCCGGUCCUGCCCGAGGUGUGUGAGAGGCUCAUCAGCAGCAUGUCAGCUCGGAUCCACAAUGGCGCUGUUCCCUGCAGGUGUAAUGCAGAGGGUGCUGUCAGCCUCUCCUGCAGUAAACUUGGCGGACGGUGCCAGUGCAAACCUAAUGUGAUUGGUCGCUGCUGUGACUCCUGCACACCUCAAACAUUUGGGUUCGGACCUGAAGGCUGCACAAGCUGUGACUGCCACCCCCAGGGCUCCAUAGCGUCGCUGUGUGACCAGGUGAGCGGCCAGUGUCCAUGCCGGAAAGAGGUGACCGGCCGGCAGUGCGAUCGGUGUCUGCCUGGGCACUUUGGCUUCCCCCAGUGUCAGCCCUGUCAGUGUAACGCACUGGCAGACCACUGCGACCCCGCCACUGGAGUCUGCCUGGGCUGCAGAGACCACUCCACUGGACCCAACUGUGAGAGGUGUGAGGAGGGUUACUAUGGUGACCCUGUGUUCAGGGAGCCGUGCCAGCCCUGCCUGUGCCCCGACCUGCAGUCCAGCGGGCGUUUCUUUGCCCGGUCCUGCAGCAAGGACCCCGACACCCAGCAGGUCCGCUGCGACUGCAACCCAGGACACACAGGACCGCGCUGCGACAUCUGUUCCCCUGGCUCUUAUGGUGACCUGUCAUUACCGGACGGGAAAUGCACACCCUGUGACUGCGACCCCCAGGGCUCCGUAGAGCUGUGUGACCAGGUGAGCGGCCAGUGUCAAUGCCGGAAAGAGGUGACCGGCCAGCGGUGCGACCGGUGUCUGCCUGGGCACUUUGGCUUCCCCCAGUGUCAGCCCUGUCAGUGUAACGCACUGGCAGACCACUGUGACCCCACCACUGGAGUCUGCCUGGGCUGCAGAGACCACUCCACUGGACCCAACUGUGAGAGGUGCGAGGAGGGUUACUCUGGCGACCCCACAUUCAGGGAUCCGUGUGAGCCCUGUCUGUGCCCGGACUUACAGUCCAGCGAGCGUUUCUUCGCCCGGUCCUGCAGCAAGGACCCCGACACCGAGCAGGUCCGCUGCGACUGCAACCCAGGAUACGCAGGUCCACACUGUGAUGACUGUGCCCCUGGUUUCUACGGUGACCUAACAUUGCCAGAAAACCGCUGUACUGAGUGUCCCUGCAACAACAACACCGACCCCCUGGACAGGAACGCCUGUGACUCCUUGACGGGCGAGUGCCUCCACUGCCUGCACAACACCACUGGACUCCACUGUCAGAGCUGCAAGCCAGGUUACCAUGGUGAUGCAUUGGCCCAGGACUGCAAAGCAUGCUUGUGUGAUCCCCGGGGGACAGAGAUCACCCUCUGUCCAGUGGGAAGCCCCUGUCGGUGUGACCAGGCGACAGGAAAUUGCACCUGCCGUACAGGGGUGAUUGGCGACCUUUGUACCGAGUGCGCUGACGGAUUCUGGAACUUUGAUGGAGUGGCCGGAUGCCAGCCUUGUGCCUGUGACCCCACCAACUCCCUCAGUAACAACUGCAACAAGACCACAGGACAGUGUCAAUGUCUUCCCGAAUAUGGGGGAAGACAGUGUGAUGAGUGCGGAGAGAAUUACUUUGGGAAUCCUGACCUCGAGUGCAUAUCCUGCGACUGCAACAUGGAGGGCACAGCACGUCCCGCGUGUGACUCUUACACGGGCGAGUGUAUAUGCCGCACCGGGGUGACGGGGAUCUUCUGCAACGAGUGCGCUCCGGGAUACGAGUCCGCCUUCCCCGAGUGUGCCCCUUGCCACCCCUGCUCACAGUUCUGGGUCGGGAACGUCUCGGACGUGCUCCAGGCGGCGCAGAAGAUGCGAUCGGUUUUUCCUCGCCCUACCGAGAGCAAAGAGCCCGAUUACAGUCCGCAGUUCAAAAAGAUGAAGGAGAAACUCAUCGAGCUGUCGGAAUUGGUCAACAGCUCCAGUGUCUCCACUCCUGAGAUAAUGAACAUGGAGGAGAUGUGCACACACAUACAGAUGUUAAAAGACUCAAUCGAUCCCAAUGUGAUCGUAAUCGAUAAGACGGCACUCCUGAAUACUGAUAUUGAUAAUAUCAAAUAUGAAUUCACAAAACUGCUGGAUAAAUUGAUUGAAAAAUUAAAACCAAUCGGCCCCAAAACGGAUCCAAAAGAGGUGAAGGAGGCCCUGGAGAAGAUCAAGAAAUACCAUGCAAAGGACGAGGAGGCGGAGAAACAGCUGAAACAGGCCAAGGCCAUGCUGGAGUCCUCCAAGGAUCAGCGGCAGGAGGCCAAAGAGAGACUGGACAGCUGUACCAGAAAAGACUGGACCAACCUGGAGAAGAUGAUCAAGUCCCUGAGUGUGUCCGACCUCAAUGAGGAUAUCUGUGGGCCACCGGGUGAGGCUGAAUGCUCAGAGGCAAUGUGCGGGGGUGCACUGUGUAAGGAUGCCACAGGGGCUCGGAAGUGUGGGGGUCCUGCCUGCACGGGCAGCCUUCCUGUGAGCCAGAACGCCUCAAAAACGGCAGAAAAGACGGCAGACAUCCUCCUAGACCUUCUUCGCAAGCUGCGUGACUCCAGCGCUAAGAUCAAUCAGGCUAAACAGCAGGCAGAGGACACCAAAGACCAGGCAGCGAAACUGAUGAAGAAGAUUGAAGACAGCAAGGAGAAGUUUGAAAAGGAAAAGAAUGGCACCAAGGAUCUCAUAAAACGUGUCAAGGACUACCUCAACGAUGAGAUGGUGGCUCCUGAGGACAUUCAGAAACUCGCCGAGGCUGUCCUUGCAAUCAAGUUUCCGGCGCCUCCUAGUGCAAUUCGGGCCAUGAUUGAGAAUAUCCGGAACAUCCUGGUCAACUGUAGCGAACUGCAGGAGGACCUAAAGAAUGUGCAGGACCAUGUCAAGAUUGCCCAGGAUCUGUUGGAGAAAGCCAAGGAGGUCCAGGAAAACGCUAAGAAAAUUGAUGUCGGCGACAUAAAGAAAGCAAUAGAAGAUGCAGAAAAGGCACAGGACAAGGUUAAGAGAAAUCUGGAGCAGGCAAAACGUGACAAGGACACCAUUGACAACAAACUGAAAGAGAUUGAAAGGAAGCUGAAGAACACAGAGAUCAGUUUGGACCCCAAGAAGAUUAAAGACCUGCUGGAUGCAACUGAGGCCCUGAAGAAUAAGACGGAGAUGAACAGACAGCAAGCAAAGGAGGCAAAGGCUGCAGCUGAUACCGCUCAGGCCGAUGCCAAAGACCUUGAGAAGGACCUCAAGAAUGUGACUGAUCUCUUUGAAACCUUGAAGAAAAUGGGAACAAAUCAGAGUUCCAAUGCUGAGGUCGAUGAGAGAUUGAAAAACAUUACAAUGCAAGCAGAGGACCUUGCAAAGGAAGUUCAAGACAAAACUAAAAAAGCUGAUGACUUGGAAAAAAAAAUUGAAGACCUUCUGAAACUAAAGUCGGAAAAAGCAGACGAAGUUGAAAAACUGUUGGAGUCAGCCGAGAAACUCAAGAAAGAAAUUGCAGAUAUGGCUUUGGUCUACAGCGACUGCUAGUCCUAAUGGAUGGAGGACUAAACUAGCCUGAGAAAUCACCAGGAGUUUAUUAAGCUAAGCAGUCUUACAUUCAUAUUUUCCAUUCCCUAGUAUGGAUAGCGACAGAACGUAACCUUAAUGUUUCUUAGGUUGCUAAAAUACUGGUUGAGGCAAAUGUAUUGUUGAUUGUAUUGCUCUACUAAAUAGAGAAAGUGAGUAUGCGUGUGUGUGUGUGUGUGUGUGUGUGUGUGUGUAUGUGAAUGUGUGUGCAUGAGAGAGAGAGAGAGAGAGAGAGAGAGAGAGAGGGAUUCAAUCUGGUUCACAUAUAAUAUGUAUGAUGAAUUCACUCAGGUAUGUACUUCUAUACAUCAUAUCAAUCGCAGGUGCUUUGCUCUGAUACACAAGUAUCUAAUUAGGUAUACAGAACCCCUAGUCUCUACUGUAAAUCUGUAUGCAGUGUUCCAAGAUCCAUGCUUAAGAGACAUUCCCUGUGUGUCCACAAGGAGGUGUUAUGUGACCAUCACAGAAUAAGCUUGAAAUGGGGAUGAAUAUUGUUUAUAUAGUCAUACUGCUUUUCUGAAUUAUAUUUCUUCCUUCCUGAAAGAGUGUAUAAUUGUAGUUCCGUGAGUCCUACUGUUCAGGAAUGUUUCUGUGUAUUUACUUUCAACUCUGAACUGUAAUUUUCACACUAGAAUUGGCUUGGAAUAUUAUGGAAUUAAAUCAAUUUUAGUACACUA